Eruca vesicaria subsp. sativa (arugula) is the source of this 595-nucleotide messenger RNA. Lineage: Eukaryota; Viridiplantae; Streptophyta; Magnoliopsida; Brassicales; Brassicaceae. The record is from the annotation of a GenBank genome assembly.
UCAAUUUUCACUUUGAUCACAUACAAAAAAAAACCAAUUCCUUUCUGAUUUAAAGCUUUUUAAAAAGGAUACUAUUCAUAAUGAACGGAGCAUCGUGGGCUGACCAGUGGGACAACAGCAGCACCGCCGUCGUCAGAAGCGGUGGAGGAGGUGGAAGUCCGUCGAACUCAAACACGGCUAAGUACAAGGAGAAAUUUGGACAUGGACUAGACAAGACAAAAGCUGUGGCUUCUUCGGGUUUUAAAAAGCUCAAGACUGGUUCUGCCGUUGGUUUUCGUUGGGUCAAGGACAAGUAUCACAAAACCACAAACAAACAUUGAACAUUUUAAUUCUCCUUGUAAAUUUUGAAACUAUUCAUUUGGCUUUUUUGUAUUCAUGUUAUUAAAUUUAAUUUUUUUUUGUUCUUGUAAAUUUGAAUUGCUCACCUUUUAAUUCAUUUUAUAAUCGUGCAAAUAUACCAUAGUAAACGACUUAGUGUUUGAAUCAUUUUUAAACAUAUUUGUGAUUUGGAGAGUUUGAGAAACACCUUGAAAAUAUCAUAAAAUCAAGUGUGUUUUCUUGUUUGUUUUAAAUAUACCGUUAAUUUUAGUAAAAG